CCAAAUAGGAACUCUGAACCUAAGUUGUUUAUAGUGGAGACGUGCAUUGUGACAAGCACGAACUACACCCGUUCUUUUAACACAACAGAAGAACUCAUCAUCUACGUCGCAGCUAUGCUCAAUGCGGCGGCACUGAGAUUCUCUGAAAUGGUUUGUCCAACAAUAAAGUUCCAGCUUAACCAAGUUCUGCAGGUUCAGGAUGAAAAAAUUUUCGGCAACAGCACCUGCGGCAAAGCUAACAAUGGGUUUAGGCAUCAAAAGGGCACCAUCGUCUGCGGCUUUGACGCUGAAGAUACGUUAAACAAGACGAUAGAUUAUGUAAACGCAUGUGAAGUUGUACCAUGCGAUAUUGUUUACCACAUUACCAGUGCAGAACUUACAUUCGUCGUAAAUGGCACGUUUUCUACCGACAUCACAGGUUUGGCCACAAUUGGUGGUGCGUGUACAGACCAAAGAUUUGGCGUGGGAGAAGACAAACCUCACACGUACCUCGGACUUAUGACAAUGGCGCAUGAAUUCGGGCAUUUGUGA
Dermacentor silvarum is the source of this 531-nucleotide messenger RNA. RefSeq lists its product as uncharacterized. Gene Ontology annotation, molecular function: metallopeptidase activity. Lineage: Eukaryota; Metazoa; Arthropoda; Arachnida; Ixodida; Ixodidae. The record is from RefSeq and is a predicted model, not a curated record. The transcript has 5 exons. The coding region runs from base 115 to 531 and encodes 138 amino acids.